CUGGCGACCUCACCCGCCGUCGUCUUCUUCACAACAAGCCAGUUUCUCUUUGCCGACAUUCCUCCCCCUUACAGAGCGGCCCGCGCUCCCAUCCAUACACCCAUCCACCCAUCCAAGUAACCCUAGCCGAAAUCGGGCAACGGCUGGCCCAACCCGCCUUUUCGCAUCUUGAGUCUAGCGGCGCACCCAGUGUUGCCCGCCGCCAACCUCUCUGCAGCCCAAUCACGGAUUUUCCGGCGCAUACGACCUUGCCGCCAUGGUUAAGCUGAGGGAGAUACCGCGGACUGCGGCCUUUGCCUGGUCUCAGGGAACCGCCAGGCCCUUGCUGGUCACAGGAACCCGCGCCGGCGCCGUCGACGCCGACUUCUCGGAUGAGACCAAGCUUGAGCUCUGGGAUUUGAAGCUGGAAGACGAGCAGCAGGGCCUGGAGCUCCAGCCCAUUGCUAGCAUUAGCGCGGACUCGAGGUUCUUUGACAUCGCAUGGGGUCCGCCGAACGAGGACUACCCAUACGGCAUCAUUGCUGGUGCGCUCGAGAACGGCUCGCUGGACCUAUGGGACGCCGAGGGGCUGAUCGACGGCGACGACGAUGCCCACAUCUCACGCACCACCAAGCACACGGGCGCCAUCAAGUCGCUGCAGUUCAACCCUCUGAGACCCCAAAUAUUGGCCACCGCUGGCGCCAAGGGGGAGCUGUUUAUAUACGAUGUCAACGACAUAUCCAACCCGUUUCGCCUUGGGACCGCCGCCGCCCAGGAUCUCGAGUGUGUCGCCUGGAACAGGAAGGUUCCGCAUAUUUUAGCCACUGGCGGCUCGGGCGGCUUUGUCACGGUCUGGGAUCUGAAGACGAAGAAGGCGUCACUGACGCUGAACAACAGCCGCAAGGCCGUUAGCGCCAUUGCUUGGGACCCCAACAACUCGACCAAGCUUCUGACGGCCACUCCCGACGACACCAUGCCCGUCAUCUUCCUCUGGGAUCUGCGCAACUCCAAUGCGCCCGAGCGUACUCUUCAGGGGCACGAGCAGGGCGUGCUGUCCGUGUCCUGGUGCCAGCAGGACAGCGAUAUCCUUAUUUCUUGUGGCAAGGACAACAGGACCAUCGUCUGGAACCCACAGACCGGUGAACGAUACGGCGAGUUCCCCGAAGUCACCAACUGGACCUUCCUCACCCGUUUCAACCCCAGCAACCCCAACCUUUCGGCCACCGCCUCGUUCGACGGCAAGAUCGCAAUCCAGACCCUCCAGAACACCAACCCCACGGCGACCCAGGCGGCUGCCCAGAACAACCUGGACGGCGAGGAUUUCUUCACCAAGGCUCAGACGCAGCCUCAGGGGGCCUCUUUUACUCUGACCAAGGCCCCCACCUGGUACCAGCGCCCAAUCGGCGCCUCGUUCGGAUUCGGCGGCAAGGUUGUGGUUUACAAGGCGAAGCAGACUGCUCCCGGCCAACCCAGGUCGUCGGAGGUCACCAUAUCGCACUUUGCCGUGGACUCUGAGGUCGGCACCGCUACCGAGAAGUUCGAGGAGGCACUGAAAGCGGGUGAUCUCAAGGCCAUCUGCGAGUCACACCGCGAGGAGGCCAAGACGGAGCAGGAGACGGCAGAUUGGAAGCUUAUGGAGACGCUGGUUGCUGAGAACCCGCGUAAGCAGGUUAUCGAGUACCUGGGAUUGUCUGUCGAAGAGGAGGAGGAGGACGCGGCUCCAGAGAGCCAGGGUGAAGACGCAGUCGAGGACGCGGACGAGACGGCCGCCCCGGCUCCCAAGGAGUCAUUCAAGAGGCACAAGAAGAACCGCCUGUCCACCUUUUUUGCCGACGGAGCCGAGGGAGACGACUUCUUGGCCGGUCUGGCUGCCACCAAGGGCGCCAAGACGGAGAGUCCUUUCCAUCUACUGCGCGAGGGUAACACGUCCCUUGAGGACUCGGUCACCAAGGCAAUCAUGCUUGGAAACUUCACCAAAGCUGUUGAAAUCUGCAUCAAGGCAGACCGCAUUGCGGAUGCGUUCCUGAUUGCCAACUGCGGCGGGAAAGAGCUCGUGGAUCAGGUACAGACGGCCUAUAUCGGCCAGAAGAAGGGCACGCCCAGCUACCUGCGCCUGCUCGGAUCGGUCAUCAACCAGAACCUGUGGGACGUCGUAUACAACGCAGAUCUUGCCGACUGGAAGGAGACGAUGGCGACGCUGUGCACAUUCGCCAAGCCCGAGGAGUUUCCUGACCUGUGCGAGGCGCUGGGUGACCGCAUCUUCGAGUCGGGGUCCCACCAGGACGCGUCUUUCUGCUACCUGGUCGGCUCGAAGCUCGAGAAGGUCGUUGACAUCUGGAUUGCCGCACUGGAGGAGAGUGAGCAGGCUGAAGUCAAGGAGGAGUCGGGCGACAACACCUUUUCAGUCCACGCCCGGGCCCUGCAGCAGCUAAUCGAGAAGGUCACGGUGUUCCGCCAGGUCACUAAGUUUGAGGACUCGGAGACGAGCAAGACGUCGGACUGGAAGCUGGCGGCUCUGUACGACAAGUACACCGAGUACGCAGACAUCGUGGCAGCUCAUGGCCAGCUGGCUGUGGCACAGAGAUAUCUCUCCCUUGUGCCCGCAGCGUACCCUGCGGCCGAGGUUGCGAGGACCAGGCUGCAACUUGCCACGGGCCAAUCUCAGGCCAAGCCCGCUGCCGCCAGGGCGCAGGCCCCGGCAGCCCGCGCCUCGUCGAGGCAGGCCCCUGUUGGAUACCAGCCUCCCCAGCCGGCUGCGCCGCAGAACCCUUACGGCGCCCCAGGGCCAGCUCCAUCGCAAACCCCGUACGGCACCCCCACACCGGCGGCACCGGCAGCCAACCUCUAUGCUCCUUCGGCAUCCCCGUACGCGCCUUCUGGAGCCUCCCCCUACCAGCCAAACUCGGCGUACGCACCGCCCCAGCAAAAUUCGGCAUACGCACCACAGCAGACUUCAGCCUACGCGCCAGCCCAGCAGACAGGUGGGGGAUACGCACCGCCAGCGGUGGGCUACGGGCAGCCGCAGCCUGCCUACGGGGCGCCUCCUCCGCGGAACGCGACGCCAUCGGCGGGCGCGCCGCCCAGGAUUGUCAAGGACGUGGGUACAUGGAACGACGUCCCCAUGGUCACCAAGGCUCCCCCGCCUCGUCGGUCGACGCCGAGCGUCGCGCCUGUCACGGCUCCCUUUGGCGGCCAGCAGCAGGGCCAGGUUCUGCCGCCGCCGCCGCAGAGCCCUUACCUCGACCAAAGGGGUGCCGCCACGCCUCCACCUCCGCCACCCAAGGCGGGCGCCGCCCCUCCCCGCGUCACCUCGCCUCUUGUCAGCUCGCCGCCAUCUGCCCACGCGCUCAACAGGCCACCUUCGACGGCCACGUCGUCCUAUGCGCCGCCUCCGGCUGGCCCUGGCAUGGCGAUGCAUGCGCACCCUCCCCGCACCGCAUCUCCGUAUAGCGCUGCCGCCUCGACGGCGCCGCCGUCGAACAGGUAUGCGCCGGCCCCGGCAGCUCAGCAGCCACAAUACGGAGCGCCGGCAGGCAACUCAGCGCUUCCCCCUCCAGCCAUGAACAGACCUCCUCCUGCCAACCCGUAUGCUCCCGCGCCGCAGCAGCCCUCAGCGGCUCCUCCUGGCCACCAGGCGGGGUAUGCACCAUCGCCGUACAACGCGGGGAUGCCUCAGGGUGGUCCUCCGCCCGUGGGGCCGCCCCCGGGCGCCAACGCUGGACCCCCGCCGGGUGCUGCGAGCACACCUACGCCACCUCCCCCGCGUGCUGGGGCACCUCCAAAAGCGAAGCACCCCGCAGGGGACAGGUCACAUAUCCCUGCCGCUGCGCAGCCGCUGGUGGACAUCUUCAGCCGUGACAUGCAGCGCGUGGCCGCCAAGGCGCCCGCAUCUUUUGCGCCGCAGGUCAAGGAUACGCAGAAGCGUCUCAACAUCCUGUUUGACCAUCUGAACAACGAAGAGCUCAUCAGGCCGGAGACCAUUGGUCAGCUGGCCCAGAUCGCUGCAGCCAUUGAGUCCAAGGACUACGACGGCGCGCACCGUCUUCAGGUCCAGAUCCAGACGGAGAAGACUGACGAGUGCGGACAAUGGAUGGUCGGCAUCAAGCGUCUCAUUAGCAUGAGCAAGGCUACUCCCUAAACCCCCUGUCAUAAACACUCAUAAUGCCUCGUGUUGAUGGACGGGUUUCGAAUCACCCAGACUCAUCGGCGAGCCAGCGAGUGGCGGGUAUUUUGGGACUGUACUUGGAAGCGGCACAGGCCAGGUGGGAUUCAAAAGCAGGCGGCAGGUUUUUGUCGGACUGGUGGUUCUUUUAGGGGAGCGGUUCUUAUAGAGCGGGCAGAAUCGAAAAGGCGAGAGAGGAGUACAUGUGAUUACGUCAAGACGUAGAGCUUGUAGCAGAGUUAAACCAUUUUGGUUUGCUUGAAAGAUGGCAUUUUCUUGCUAGCCAUUAGUGUUUUCUUGUCUAUGGCAUCCCUUUUCUUGUUUUUCUAAGGAAGCGCUCACUGCGACUUUAAAUACACAAGGCGACACAGGGCAACGCCUAGAGACCAAUCCAUCUAUGCAACCUCACUAAUUUCCUCGA
Gaeumannomyces tritici R3-111a-1 is the source of this 4562-nucleotide messenger RNA. RefSeq names its product protein transporter SEC31. The transcript has 3 exons. The record is from RefSeq and is a predicted model, not a curated record. Gene Ontology annotation, biological process: endoplasmic reticulum organization; intracellular protein transport; COPII-coated vesicle cargo loading. Gene Ontology annotation, cellular component: endoplasmic reticulum exit site; COPII vesicle coat. Lineage: Eukaryota; Fungi; Ascomycota; Sordariomycetes; Magnaporthales; Magnaporthaceae. Bases 257 to 4117 code for a protein of 1286 amino acids. Gene Ontology annotation, molecular function: protein binding; structural molecule activity.